AUGACCUCCCUCAUUAACAGCCACUCCGUCAACACCGUCUUUCCUGACCAUGACGCGUGUUUCGGUGACGGAGGCAAUCUGAGCAGUAUUUGCCAGGUCCCGUCGGCUAUGAUGAUCAACUUUCUGAACAUAACUAACCCUUCAGCAUACCUCGACAUGUACUGCCUCAACCCGCCUUCAGAUUCCUGCAGCUUUGGAUAUUGUCCCAACAGUGACGUUGCCAGUCCAGCUGUGCGGUUUUCUGCCUACUUCACCUCCAUCGUCUCAGCGAUUCUGGUUCUCUACUGCCCAGACGAGAUUACGGGCUCGUUCUUUGCCCAGCUGCUCAACAUAUAUUCCCAAGUCAUUGCGGCAGUCGUCGCAAUCGGCAAACAUGACUUGACCAAGCUGCACAGCGUCAUAGCGCUUUCGCUCGCCGCAUCACCACUCAGUGUUUACCUUGUUUUUUACGUCCUCCGCACUCUGCUUGGACGGGAAACUCGGUUGAAAGUCGUACUAGGGGAGCAUCACUAUUUGAAUCGCGCAUUGGUCCUUUUGGCAGUGCCACUUUGGAUCAGUGUGCUGAUAUUCAGCUCAAUGCCGACUCACAUUUGGGAGUUCCAGCAGGCUGCGUGUGAUAUAGAAGUUGCUCGGAACAAGAUGGCCUCACUCUUUUUCCUGCCCUUCGUAGUUUUCUUCGAGGCGUACCCUGAAGUCGGAUCCCUGCUCAUCGUCAGCCUCGUUAUUCCGUGGUCAGUGGCUAUCUGGCGCCUUAGGAUAGUCAUUUGGGCCAGACAUGACCGAUAUCUACCUCUUGCGCGUCUUUGGCGAAAAGUUGUCGAACACUAUCCAUUCAUCCAAUUCUACACGGUCCUCGUUCUGCCUCAUACUGUUUGGAUCUUCAACUUGGAAUUUGGGCUUGCAUCUCUCUCUCCCCGAGAGAAAUUUACUGCUACGUAUGGCCAGCUUCUGGCAAUAUUUGUCACCAUCCCUCCACUCAUAUCGCUCUGCCUGCUGCUUUCGCAACUACCGCCGUGGUUCGCUGACCUGACCUGGGUCCGAUUUAUUGCCCGUCGUGGUGACAAGCCAUACAUUUCAAAGCAAAAGAGGGAACAGCAAGAACGGAAGGACUCGACGCUCACGACCGCUUCGACGGAUGCGGAGAAAGCACCGGUAGAUGGACUGUCCUACAUAGUAGAAGGACUUCCGUCGACUACCGAGCCUGUCUCGUCCCGUUCAUCGUCGAUUCCAUGA
This is a messenger RNA of Mycena indigotica, 1233 nucleotides long. RefSeq lists its product as uncharacterized. The record is from RefSeq and is a predicted model, not a curated record. Lineage: Eukaryota; Fungi; Basidiomycota; Agaricomycetes; Agaricales; Mycenaceae. The transcript has 6 exons. Bases 1 to 1233 code for a protein of 410 amino acids.